UAAACUGUCUUCACAGAGCACCCAAACUGAAGUUAUCUCACUCCAACUCUCUCUCUCUCUCUCUCUCUCUCUCUCUCUCUCUCUCUCUCAAGUUCCUACGCUGCCGCCGAAGAAAAUUCUGCUUUCACGAGUCCUCCUUGCUCUUCACAAGCUUCUCGAUCUCCGUUACCGCACUACCACGCAAUUUCGUCAUCAAUUUGUUUCCAAUUUCCACUCAAUUCGCCUUUUCGCAGCUCGAAUAAUCGGAAAUUGCUUCGCCCAGCCGAUGGAUCGUGCUGGGUUUAAGGAAGCGAAACGAUGAUACAUAUCACGAUGAGCUCGUUGAUGUACUGUUUUUCCUGCUGUGCCUGUAAUGGUGGAGCAAUUUGAGUGAACAGGAGAGGAAGUCCGAUGAAGCAGAAGGUUGCGCAGCGGAAAGCGCUCUUCAAAUGGAAGAGGAAGCUUGCGAUUGUUCUAUUGCUUGUAUUUUGCUUCGGGAGCUUCGUCUUGAUGCAGACUCGGUACGGUCGGGUUAUGAUGCUGGCGUCGUUGCAUCCUCAAUCAGUUCAGGAACCGAAAAUCGCGUUUCUGUUCAUAGCUCGAAACCGGCUUCCGUUGGACAUACUUUGGGAUGCGUUUUUUCUGGAAGGGGAGAAUAAGUUUUCAAUCUUUGUUCACUCGAGGCCAGGGUUUUUAUUUAACAAGGCGACGACAAGAUCGAUCUAUUUUUUGAAUCGUCAAGUUAAUGACAGUAUACAGGUAGACUGGGGUGAAGCAAGCAUGAUUGAGGCAGAACGUAUAUUGCUUAGACAUGCCCUUACUGAUACUUUGAAUGAGCGAUUUAUUUUUCUUUCUGACAGCUGCAUACCUUUAUACAACUUCAGCUACACAUAUGACUAUGUCAUGUCAACUUCAACUAGUUUUGUGGACAGUUUUGCUGAUACAAAGGAAGGGCGAUACAAUCCUAAAAUGGAUCCUCUAAUUCCUGUUUACAACUGGAGGAAAGGAUCUCAGUGGGUUGUAUUGACAAGAAAGCAUGCAAAUGUUGUGGUGAAGGACAGUACAGUCUUUCCUAUGUUUCAACAGCAUUGUAAGAGGAAGUCACUACCAGAGUUUUGGCGGGAUCGUCCAUUUCCUAAUGAUGCAUGGAAGGAACACAAUUGCAUACCUGAUGAACAUUAUGUUCAGACUUUAUUGGCUCAAGAAGGGCUUGAAGGAGAAGUCACACGAAGAUCACUUUCAUAUUCAGCAUGGGAUCUCUCAUUCUCCAAAGACAAUGAGCGUCGUAAUUGGCAUCCUGUAACAUACAAAUUUUCAGAUGCUACUCUUGAUCUAAUACAAUCUAUAAAGAGUAUUGAUAAUAUAUAUUAUGAAACUGAAUAUCGAAGAGAAUGGUGUACCAGUAAGGGAAGACCAUCCAUAUGUUUUCUUUUUGCAAGGAAGUUCACCCGUCCAGCUGCCCUCCGCCUUCUUAAUAUGUCUGCGCUGGGAGUGAAGCCUCAGUAAUAUUGUAAAGGCAGCCAAGUUCCAGUCAGGGAUAACUACAAUUAAGCAGAAUAUACAAGCUCGCUGUAAAUGAGAGGAAGGUCUCGAGUCGGAGGUUACACUGAAUAAUUUCUCUCCAUAGAGGUGUGUAUUUACAAUUUCCACGGUGUAUAUUGUCAUUCUUUUAUACAGAAAAUAAAUGAGAGUGAUAGAGGAUUGUUUUUAUUCACUUGAUCGUGCAUGGAGCUAACUUCUAGAGAACUCAGAGCAUUAGGGAGUUUACUUUUAGGAUAACCCAAGCCAGGAAUGCUGAUCUCUGAACAUUAGGAUCUUGAAAUUAUAAUGUGAUACAUAGUUUACUAGAUAUCAAUGUCUGUUUAGGUUCAAA
Messenger RNA from Momordica charantia (bitter melon), 1852 nucleotides. Its product is annotated as Core-2/I-branching beta-1,6-N-acetylglucosaminyltransferase family protein. Gene Ontology annotation, molecular function: glycosyltransferase activity. Gene Ontology annotation, cellular component: membrane. Lineage: Eukaryota; Viridiplantae; Streptophyta; Magnoliopsida; Cucurbitales; Cucurbitaceae. The record is from RefSeq and is a predicted model, not a curated record.